Messenger RNA from Hypomesus transpacificus, 850 nucleotides. It is a transcript of the gene tslig1, whose product is annotated as zinc finger and BTB domain containing 8 opposite strand. The coding region runs from base 350 to 682 and encodes 110 amino acids. The record is from RefSeq and is a predicted model, not a curated record. Lineage: Eukaryota; Metazoa; Chordata; Actinopteri; Osmeriformes; Osmeridae. The transcript has 7 exons. Gene Ontology annotation, cellular component: tRNA-splicing ligase complex. Gene Ontology annotation, biological process: tRNA splicing, via endonucleolytic cleavage and ligation.
AUGUUUUUAGCCUCUGAUUGGUCACCCGAUACUUCCUGGUCCUGGAGCGUGUUGUUGAAACAGCAAGUUGAUUAAGAAUAAUCGUUCGUUAAUUUGAAUCACAUUUCUAUCUUGUGAGAAGUAAAUACAUCGAUCAUGAAUGAUCGUGAACUUGAUCUAACCGCGUCUCAGAAAGAAAUCAAGGCUAAAUAUCCGGCGAUCAACAAGAAGUAUGAAUAGAACCAACCAAAGGUAAAGAUCUCAAUCCACGAGUCAAUAUUGCGAUUUUUCUUUAGAUUUGGACCACACCGCGGAUGUACAAAUCCACUCCUGGGGCGCGUCUCUGGAGGAGGCUUUUGAGCAGUGUGCUAUGGGCAUGUUUGGGUACAUGACAGACACAGAGACGGUGGAACCCAUUGAUACAGUUGAAGUAGAAUCAGAAGGUGAUGAUAUGGAAUCACUUCUAUUCCAUUUUUUAGAUGAUUGGCUGUUCAAAUUCAGUGCUGAUCUCUUCUUCAUUCCCAGAGAGGUGAAGGUGUUGCACAUUGACAGAAUGCAGUUCAGGAUCCGGUCCAUUGGUUGGGGAGAAGAGUUCAGUCUACUAAAACACCCUCAGGGGACUGAGGUAAAAGCAAUAACUUACUCAGCCAUGCAGAUCCAUGAUAAGGAAAAGGCAGAGAUCUUUACCAUUAUUGACAUCUGAGGACAUUUCAUCAGAUAAUCACUGCCCUGAGGACGUGUGGGUGUGUUGAAACAUAAUACAUUGUGGUGUGUGGAAACUUGAUAAGUUAGAUCUGAGGGAAUUGAGAACUUGUGAUGAACAGUUGGUCAUAUUUUUACAGAAGUUGAGCUAACUUAAUUUUAAUUGUCA